AUGAGCGUGGAUGCAUUGGGAAGCCCCGUGAUGGACCCUACGUUUUCCAAACGGAACACGGCGCUGAGAUUAGUUGACUUGGCAGGGGCUCACCACCAUCACCAUCAUCACCACCAUACCCCUCAGAGCGUGACAGGCUUCCCGGGGUUCAGCAGCCAUCCACACUCAAUGGCUCACUCGCACCCUGGGGAGAUUACUGCGGAACCCCGCCUGGGGCCGAGUCCAUUCGGGCCAGAACACAUGGGGCACUCCGCGGCCCUCAAAAUCAGCCCAGCCCAUCAUUAUCCCCACCACCAUCACCACCACCACAAUCAUCAUAUGGCAGGCCACAGUGAAGUGGUCUCCAGUCAAACGGGAGCUUUUGGCCCGGUUCAGGCGACAACGGUCCCCUAUUCUAUGUCUCACACGGCCCAGGCGUUAUCCGCAGGUAGGGAUUUCCUCAUCCGAAGAGAUCUGACAGCUCAAGCCAUGCCAGUGCUGACUGACCAGACUCCUGGUUCAACUUCUCACCACGGAAUGUUUGUCUCAACAACAGGUAGCUAUCCGGGACACUAUGGUCACCACCCCGACGCUGGGAACCAUACCCUCUUCUCCGGACUCCAUCACGACCAGCCGUCUAGUGGAUCACCGGGUGGCCAAGCGUUGAAUGGACAAAUAAGGUUAGGACUACCUGGAGAAAUGUACGUUAGGUCUGAUCACUUGAGUCAAGUGACAAGCUCCAGGGCUGAUCCGUUCUCCGCCUCGCCUUUACAUGGCUACGGUGGUCUGAAUCUGAACAUGAAUCUUAGCGCUCACCACCACCACGGAGCCGGUGCCUUUUUCCGCUACAUGAGGCAGCCGAUAAAGCAAGAGCUUAUUUGCAAGUGGCUGGAGCCGGAGCACUCGCCGAAGAAACUUUGCUCCAAAACUUACAGCACCAUGCACGAACUAGUCACGCAUGUAACGGUAGAGCACGUUGGAGGACCAGAGCAGGCAAACCAUAUAUGUUUUUGGGAAGAGUGUCCGAGGGAAGGGAAACCAUUUAAAGCCAAGUACAAACUUGUAAAUCAUAUUCGAGUGCACACCGGGGAGAAACCGUUUCCAUGUCCAUUCCCUGGCUGUGGGAAAGUGUUUGCAAGAUCCGAGAAUCUUAAGAUUCAUAAAAGGACGCACACAGGCGAGAAGCCCUUCAAAUGUGAGUUUGAUGGCUGCGACAGACGCUUCGCCAACAGCAGUGACCGGAAGAAGCACUCCCACGUCCACACCAGCGAUAAGCCCUACAACUGCAAAGUGAGAGGCUGCGAUAAGUCCUACACACACCCCAGCUCCCUGAGGAAACACAUGAAGGUGCACUGCAAGUCCCCGCCGCCCAGCUCAGGCUACGAGUCGUCCACUCCGUCCCUGGUGUCUCCCUCAUCAGACUUGGGCCGGGAGCCAGGGGGCUCCUCGGUGCUGUCGGAGCCUGUGGGACCCUCCCAGCCUGCUAAUUUAAGUGAAUGGUACGUGUGCCAUAGUUCAGGUGCCAGCGGUGCCCAAACACCACCCAGCGGCCCCUCCACACCCGACCACACAGACGAGCCACCUUACAGAAACCCCGAGCCAAGGGACACGUUUUAACCCAACUGGAUUCAAACACAGUGCCAGCAGUGACAGAAUAUAUUCUCAAAAGCUCAACUAUUCAAAAAAUGGUUUGGCUUAGGUGCCUAUAUGCCUAUGAAGGCCCACUGGUCCCCAUUUGGAUGAGCCACCGUGCAGAAACCCCGAGCCAAGAGACGCGUUCAAACCACAUCGGGCGAACCUUAAAGACGUGCUAAUAUCCAGGCACAGUGAAAGAAUAUAUUUUCAAAAGCUCAGCUAUUCAAAAUGGUUUGGCUCAGUGCCUCUAAGCCCCUGACGGCCCACAUGUCCUCUUGUGGAGAAAUGAAAGUCACGUAAAUCCAUAGGCUAUCCGGUACAGGUUUAUUGUAGGCUAGGCAUGUUGGUGUAAAAUUAUUUUGUAAAUUCGAGCUUUGACUUCAAUAUCUUUUUAUUUAUUUUUCAAUCUGAUAUGAACGAUUUUGUAUAACCGAACCAAAGUGUUUCAACUAGGGCAAAAUGUACAUUUGUAAAUUUCUAAGUUUCGAUGUGUUGAUGUUGACAGUUUUGUAAGCAUCUGUCUUAAGCGGUUUCUAAUUGUUUACUACAGUUAUUUGUAUGAACAUAUUAUGUUUAAAACAGACAUAUUUUUUCCAUUUGUGCAGAGGGUCAGCAAUUGAAAUGUUUUCAUAAGCCUGCAGUAUUUGAUAUACAACCGUGAAAUUCUAAAUGUUUUAUCAAAGUGGG
This is a messenger RNA of Myripristis murdjan (pinecone soldierfish), 2301 nucleotides long. RefSeq names its product zic family member 4 (gene zic4). Gene Ontology annotation, biological process: regulation of transcription by RNA polymerase II. The transcript has 2 exons. The record is from RefSeq and is a predicted model, not a curated record. Gene Ontology annotation, cellular component: nucleus. The coding region runs from base 1 to 1596 and encodes 531 amino acids. Gene Ontology annotation, molecular function: DNA-binding transcription factor activity, RNA polymerase II-specific; RNA polymerase II cis-regulatory region sequence-specific DNA binding. NCBI's taxonomy places the organism in Eukaryota, Metazoa, Chordata, Actinopteri, Holocentriformes, Holocentridae.